CAAACCCUAGAAAUUUCCCUUCGAGAGAUUCACGCUCUUUCUCUAAAUUCUAGCGAAUAGCAUUCCUUUUUCGGACCUCUCCGAAAAAAUCUGAAUUGAGAUGGCGUCGUUUGAGGAAGCGCCGCCUGGAAACAAGGCCGCCGGAGAGAAGAUUUUCAAGACCAAGUGUGCUCAGUGCCACACAGUCGACAAAGGAGCUGGCCACAAGCAAGGACCUAACCUAAAUGGUCUCUUCGGGCGGCAGUCUGGAACUACCCCGGGUUACUCGUACUCUGCUGGUAACAAGAACAAGGCUGUGAUUUGGGAAGAGAAGACCCUGUAUGAUUACUUGUUGAAUCCCAAGAAGUACAUCCCUGGAACGAAGAUGGUUUUCCCAGGAUUGAAGAAGCCUCAGGACCGUGCUGAUCUCAUUGCAUACCUGAAGGAGUCCACAGCUUAAGCACACUUCAUGGUUAUGUCUUUUUGCAGUUGAGAGCCACAUUUUACCUUUUGAGUAGCAAAAAAAACUCAAAUACUCUACUAAAUAAUUCUUUGGAAUACCUUUUGAAGUCCCUCUUGCAAGAGAUAAUGUUUUUGUCAGAUGGAAAUAAAUUUGAGUGGUCUAUGCCUAUCUAGAUACUAAAGGUUCAAAGCGAUGUUUGCUUGAACAUUCUUUUCGACAGUGCCCCUUAUUCUGGUCUGUAAAAGAUCUGGAGUACAUUCUCUUUCUUAUGAUAAGAAACAAUUUAUUUCCAA
Molecule: messenger RNA, 735 nt
Organism: Salvia hispanica
Lineage: Eukaryota; Viridiplantae; Streptophyta; Magnoliopsida; Lamiales; Lamiaceae
Gene: CYTC-2
Product: cytochrome c-2
Molecular function (GO): heme binding; electron transfer activity
Source: RefSeq, a predicted model, not a curated record